AUGGAACCACCAGCUGCUGCAUGGCCACCCUGCGGCUUUCCGGCCAACUGGUCCUUGGAACCUGUGUGGGCUCCUGGCUUCCCCGUCGAGUCUGCAGUGUGGUUCCAGACACAUGCUUCUAGCAGCUCUAGCGAAGAGCAGCUGCAACAGCUUCAGUAUGGGGCAGCGACAACACCAAAUUUAGCUAUCCAGGAAGAAGAAGAAGCACAAUACAAGAUGGAAAUGGAGAUCCACGACCCGAUCCAAGUAUUCGCGGAAGCAGCACACGAGUUCAAGGUCGACAUCAACAUGAGGGACAUGAAGAUCCACAAGUACCCUGCAAGCAUUCAACGUCUCGGCGGCUACUACACAACCCCGACGACGGUGGCCAUCGGGCCUUACCACCACGGGAGGGACCGCCUCAAGCCGGCGGAGAAGGUGAAGCACGUGGCCGCCUACCACUGCAUCAUGGAAUCGGGCCGCUCCGUCCAAGAGAUGUACGCCGCGGUGGCCUCGGUCGCCGGCGAGAUCCGAGGGCUCUACGACAAGGACAUGGUGGCAGGUAUCGGCGACGAUGAGUUCCUGCCCAUGAUGUUCUAUGAUGCGUGCUUCCUCGUGCAAUACAUGCUCACAUGCACCAGUGGUGGCUCCGAGAUGGAUCCGUCACUGCGCAGCUACUUCGACGGAAACGAUAGCGACAUCUUCCACGACAUCCUGCUGCUCGAGAACCAACUCCCAUGGCGAGUGGUCAAGACCGUCAUGGGGUUCAGGCCGGUUCCCUUGGAGGAGUUCAUCACUUACUUGAAAGAUGGCCUGCAAGACCGCAAAUUAACCGAGAAGAAGUCUCCGGCAUUGGACGAUAGCUACGAGCCGCCGCACCUCCUCGGCCUUCUCCGAUUCUACAUUGUAGGGAGAAGCAACAUCAAGCGCACCCGCCUACCCCAAACCGAGUCCAUGUCGUUCUCUGUGAGCGCCAUCGAGCUAGCGGAAAUCGGCAUCACGCUAAAGGCCAACAAGACGAGCGAGCUCAUAGAGAUGGGCGUCAGGAACAAGCGGGCCCUCUUCGCCGAACUCUCCAUGGCGUCAUUGUCCCUAGAUCACGCGCGCGCAAGCUGGCUCGCCAACAUGGCUGCCUUCGAAGUUUGCUCCACCCCAAACUUCCAAGCGGUCGACGACGAGGAGUCCGUCGUCUGCUCGUACCUCCUCCUCCUUUCCAUGUUUGCGGACCGGGAGGAGGACGUGCACGAGCUGCGAAGGAAGCGUCUCCUGCAGGGAGGAGGAGGGCUCACCAACAAGGAGACACUCGACUUCUUCACCGGACUUCAGGGCCUGCCUCUCGGAUCCAGCUAUAUCCGCACCAUGGAAGAGAUUGAGAAUUACAGGGUCAAGAGGCGGAAGCGGACCCGGUUGCACGCGUUCGUUUACAAGAACAUGAGGAUCAUCGUUACCGUCUUCUCCAUCGUUGGUGUACUCGCAGGUAUCUUCGGCUCGCUUAUGUCCCUCAGGAGACGAUCUUAAUUUGUCUAACUUGUUUUUAGUGAACUUCCCUGCGUCUGCAUCUGCAUCUGAAUGCAAUUUGCAGUGAAAUGUUGUCCAUUUGUAUUAUUUAUUUGUCUAUUGGGCAUGGAAUCUGCACAUAGAUGUAUAUGAGAUUGGU
Molecule: messenger RNA, 1636 nt
Organism: Triticum aestivum (bread wheat)
Lineage: Eukaryota; Viridiplantae; Streptophyta; Magnoliopsida; Poales; Poaceae
Product: UPF0481 protein At3g47200-like
Exons: 1
Coding region: 1-1497 (498 amino acids)
Source: RefSeq, a predicted model, not a curated record